Molecule: messenger RNA, 798 nt
Organism: Symbiodinium sp. CCMP2456
Lineage: Eukaryota; Dinophyceae; Suessiales; Symbiodiniaceae
Source: the annotation of a GenBank genome assembly
AUGGCCACAACGCCAGUGCAAAUUCCGUUUGACACAGAGUGGCCCGAUGCUCUCCGGCGCGCCUGCAGCAGUGUGGCACAUCCCGUCGUCCGGGACAACGGGGGGGAAACACUUCAACAGAAGGGUCUCGGUGAACUUCGCACUGUGCCGGAGCGUGCACGGUUUCCGCUGAGGGUCGAGGCUCAGCCCCCGGCUGGCUUCGACGGCGGCCAUGGCGGCUACCGCGGAGCAAACACAGACGAAUGUCACAGGCAGAACGAGCAGUGGAACGAGGAAGAACAGCCCCUGAACAUGACCGACCGCGUAUCAUACAAGAGGGCCAUCGAGUACCGGGACUUGUCGGAACUCCCGCAGGCAUCGCCGCGCAAGAAAAACAGAAAUGUGCAACGGCAAGUGCAGCGGUUAAAGAAAAAGGAUGCGGACGUCCAUGCCAACGGUCGGCCCGACAUCGGCGUGCUGAUCACCCAGCUGGACCGGGGUACCUUCGGCAUGCGAUCCAACAUCCACCCGGACACGAUGGUGGUGGUCAACAAGUACAAGCUAAAUGACCGAGCGACUCAGCACCUUGUGGAAAGCAUGGGGAAGAGACAAAAGACGACGCAGGAGGACUUGAACGCUAUUGAUGCUCGCUUGGCGAGUGCUGAAAGACCUUCUGACUUGCUACCGGAAUUGCUCCAGGUGCUGGACAGGCAUGGAAAGCUUCCCGUGGCGCCCAAGGUACCGGCUAAGGCCGCCAAGGCCUCAUCUCCACCACCCUCGACAUGUUCGCCGCCACCGUCGGAGGUGCGGAUGAUUUGA